AUGGAUCAGCUGUCUUGGGAGGCUUUCCUCUCUGAGCUCGACAUGGAGAACGAAUUUGAUAUAAGAGGAACGAAUUCGGAUCAGGAUGAUGAAGGACAAUGUUUUCUCAGAGAUAUCCUGCAGGACCCGAAUAAUUUAUUAUCUUCAGAUAGUGAAACGAUUCUGCCUCCGACCCCUGUGCCCGACGGCGGGGCCACCACCGGCAACUCAGCCAACUCCAGUUUCGUCGUCAACUCUCAACAAUCUGCUUCCGAAACAACACCCCGAACCGCUUGCGUUCUGUCUUUCGAUCAAUCCGUUGUGAUUCCCGAUAUCCCAGACCCCAGUUAUAAUCAUUCGCUCCAGAGAAAAGAUGUUAGCAGUUAUUCCUUGGAGCCCAAACGGACCGUUGAAAUGCUUGACUAUGAACCAGCGAUGAACAGAGGCAAAAAGAAGGCCAGAAGCGGUGCUGGGGCCAUGGAUCACAUACUGGCUGAGAGAAGAAGGAGACAGGAACUCACAGAAAAGUUCAUAGCACUUUCGGCCACCAUCCCCGGCUUGAAAAAGAUUGACAAGGCGUCUAUACUGAGCGAAGCUAUAAGUUACGUGAAGCGGCUUCAAGAACGUGUGAAAGAACUUGAGAAAGAGGCGAACAAGAUAACGUCUGCAGAUGAUGACAAUGAUGAUAUUGACAGAGCAGGCACGCCGGCGUCGAGUGAAGUGAACUCCGGCGACAGGUACACACCCAACAACGACGUACUCCCCGAUGUCAAAGCAAGAAUGUCCGACGACAAACAAGCGCUCAUCAGAAUCCUCUGCAAGAAACAGGACUGUGCAAUGCUUAGAAUGCUUGAUGAGCUCAAAAAUCUUAAUCUCAGUGUCAUUCCAUUUGGCUCCUCUACUCUUGAUGUUACCAUUAUUGCUCAGUAUGCCUAA
Molecule: messenger RNA, 915 nt
Organism: Neltuma alba
Lineage: Eukaryota; Viridiplantae; Streptophyta; Magnoliopsida; Fabales; Fabaceae
Product: transcription factor bHLH18-like
Exons: 4
Coding region: 1-915 (304 amino acids)
Molecular function (GO): protein dimerization activity
Source: RefSeq, a predicted model, not a curated record